CUGUCAGACUAUCAAUAAGGAAAAAAAAUAAUAUAAACGGAUGAACAUAGCCCUGUGCCCCUGUCUUGUGCCUCCUCCUCCUCUCGCACCUCCCUCUCUCUCAGUUCUCCGUUGAAGCGCACUCAACGUCGCACUUGACGUUCGUCAUUACAAACUAUUUGUUCUCAGCAGCUUCUGAGGUGAUGAUGGCAUCAAAAAUUAAUGAAUCGCAACUAAAAAUUUGCCUACUAGUGGAGCAUGGAACUGAUGAGAUGCCUCAUUCGCUGUAUACGAUUGACCUACCAAGUGAUCUGGAGCGGCAAACGGAGGUCGAUUCUGAGGGGUUUCAAGAGUUAUUACCCUUGGUAGUCUUCCCUCAGCGUAAGUUUCUGUACCAGACUGAAUUCGUUAACCUCGGAUCGAAAGUAUACAUCUUUGGAGGUGUUACAUCUGAUAAGCUUGACGAAGACCUAUAUAGAGCUGUACAUGUCCUUGACAUGAACGAUCCUAAGCAUGGGCUGCGCCGAGUUGCUUCCCUGAAUGCCUCCAAGGAAUGUCCUUGUGCGUUUGUGGCUGAUGGUAUGAUCUACACGCUUGGGAAGGCCGAGAGAAAAGAAGCAUCUGGCAAGUCAGGUUGUUUCGAGCGUUAUAUUCCUCGUAUUGACAGGUGGGAAGUCCUUCCUGACCCCCCACUUCCGUGGGUUGACCUUUUUACAGUUGAUUGGACUGGUCGUGUCACGGUUGUGGGUCGUGAGGUCUUCAUAGGGAGUUAUGGCAGGUAUGCCAUUUUUAACUUGGAUAUGUUAGAGUGGGCUGAACCGCCAUCUGCAUCUCUGGCUGAAUGUUUCCCUUAUGGUGCGCUUUAUAUCGAUGGCUUCCUCUACCACCUAAGGGGAGGAGACCUUUGGAGGAGACCAGGUGCAGUUUGGGAUCCUCACUAUGUUCCCAAGCCUCUACAGAUUGUUAGGAGAGGCCCCUUUCCCAAACAUGAUGGUUUUGGUAGUAGCAGCAAGGAUAUUCUCAAGAGCGCCUCUUUACAACCUGGGAAAGCGCAGGUCAUGUCUACAGCUGCCGAAUUAGCCGGCGAAGACAAUACCUUCUUCACACAUGGAAAUUUUGAUCCUUGGCGACUUCUCCUCCACUUGGGGGGCCCUUACUUCUGCUAUCUUGUCACUGCCCAAAAUAUAAACUUGAAAUGCCAAACGGUUGAUUACUACACUCGUUUUGUAGGGAUCAUGAUCUUUAAGAAGCCCCAAGGGGAAAAUAUCAAUAUUAAUGAAAGCUGUCUUGUAUCCUCGUUGAUCUAUAGAAUCCACACCCCGUUCCGUAACUUUGCAUAUUGCCUCCGCUCCUGCGUUCUUGGUGAUGUCCCGGAAUCCUGGAAUAGAGUGGUGCCAAACAAAAAGCAGGAAAGCAGCAGGAGGACUAAAAAGAAUGAGCUCUUUCAUAUGGCUGCGACCCAGCAGGGUAACCGUCUUCAGGUUGACAAGGAUGUGUCAAAGGAAUCUAAAACAGAGAACAAUGUCCGUGUUGGUGAUGUUGAGGAGGUUGGCAACCUUAAGAAGGUUUUGGCAGCUCAAGAGGAAGAACUCAGCAGGCUAUAUUCUGAACUGGCAAAGAAGGAUACACUUUUGAAGACCUAUGAGAUGGAGUUGGUUAAGAACAAACCUUCAAUUUAGUGUAUCGUGAAAUUUAGAUGGGCGCUUACAGUGGAAUGAGAUAAGAAAGCAGAAGUAUCUUGUUUAUUGUUAAUAAUGUUAAGCUUGGAAACACCGUGAACUUUCACUGUUAUAACUAUUGUGCUACUACUUUAUUUUUUGUUCUUGAUCUUGCCUUGACAACUGCAUUAUCCUACAUACGUAGUAGCAAAGACUAUUUUCUUGCCAAAAUCUUUGUAUAAUAUGAUUUCCUUUUUUGUCAUA
Molecule: messenger RNA, 1901 nt
Organism: Chenopodium quinoa (quinoa)
Lineage: Eukaryota; Viridiplantae; Streptophyta; Magnoliopsida; Caryophyllales; Amaranthaceae
Exons: 4
Coding region: 183-1658 (491 amino acids)
Molecular function (GO): protein binding
Source: RefSeq, a predicted model, not a curated record